AUGCACCCUCAAGUACAAACGGAUUUUCUAGUAGUUGGAGAUGGGCCGGCGGGAGCGGCUUUGGCAGCUUUCCUUGGCCAAAAUGGUAAGCAUAGUCAGAACGCUACGGCAGGAGAAAGGGUUAUAAUCAGCAAAAUAGGUCUAAGAGGACUUGUUAUAUCGCAAGCUCCUGCAACGGCAGAUACGCCUAGGGCCCAUACAUUCAACCCUUUCGGCUUUGAGUGUCUCCGCGACAUUGGCCUAGAAGAGCGGGCGCUGGGCCAAUCAUUGCGUGGACCAGUCUUUCAAUCCAUGCGCUGGUGCUACAGCAUGGGUGGACAGGAAUACGGAAGAGUUCGUGCAUGGGGCGACCAUCCGUGCUCCAUGGGAGCUACAUCGUCUAUAUCUCCGUGUGACUAUGCCGAGUUUACCCGGAUGCAACUGGAGCCCCUGCUCAUACAAUACGCUUCGCAUCACAAUUUUGAAGUGCGCUUCUCGACCGAGCUGAUUGACAUUGAACGUGUUAAGGGCGACGACAAGGCAGAGUUUACUUGCACAGUUCAGGAUCAUGUUUCGCACCUUACGUUUAAAAUUCGUACCCGAUAUCUGUUCGGGGCGGACGGGGCGCGUAGCAGCGUAGCUCGCUCGUUGGGCUUCAAGUUUUUGAAUAGUCCGAGCGGCGGUAAGGCUUGCAACGUUCUGCUCCGCGCAGAUUUGGACGAAAUACUUCUCGAAGAGCGCCGCGCUGGGCUACGCUGGAUUUUGCAGCCAGAUCGCAAGACUUUCCCUGGGCUUGUGGCGCAUCUGCGUGCGGUUAGGCCCUGGAAAGAAUGGGUAUUGGUUUGUUUUGGCCCAUCUGGCUCAGAACCAUUUGAAGGGUUGACAACUGAAAGCCCGGAACUCGUCGAUUGUGUGCGCGAGCUCAUUGGGGUCGAGUCAAUUACCAUCGAUAUUCUGCGACUCGACCGCUGGACCCUGCGUGAGAGUGUUGCGGAAGAGUUCUCUCUCAAUGAUUCCCAAGCUUUUCUUGUCGGCGACGCUGCACAUCGCCAUCCACCCGCAUUUGGUUUGGGCAGCAAUACAUGUGUUCAGGAUGCGUACAAUCUCGCAUGGAAGAUUGCGUAUGUGGAGAAAGGGAUCCGUGCUCAUUCGGACAUUUGGAAAGCAUUGGGAAUGUUUGCUCCCACCCGUGAAGAGGGAUCUGAGGAGCUUGCUAAGCUGUCAGAAGCCUCGAGGGAGGGAGCAGAACGCCGAGCUAAGCUGCACGGUGCUUUGGAGGCUGUAGGACAAGAAGUUCGCAGCCUGGGUGCUGCCUAUAACCAGUGGUACACUUCACUGGCGAUAUAUCAUAAUGAUGAAAGCAGCGCCAGGCCAAGUUUAGAAGGGAACCCGAUCCUGAAUGUCCAGAUUAGCACAUACCCGGGUAGCCGGCUACCUCACGCUUGGCUAGAUAUCCAGAUACGUGGAAAGCUUACCUCUACUCAUGACCUGGCCGGAGGAGGUGCUUCCUGCCUGUUUCUGGGAAUUUGGGGAGAUGCUUGGCGGCACGCUGCACAUAGUAUUGCUCACGUCACUGGUAUUCCUAUAAAUGUGUAUGGGAUAGGGAUUGGGCUGGAUUUUGUGGAUGUUUAUGGCGAAUGGCGAUUGAACCGAGGAGUCGAGGAAGACGGGUGUGUUCUGGUUCGACCGGACAGAUUCAUCGCAUGGAGGUCGCCCCAGAUGGUCUCCAGUUGUGAGGGAAAGUUGAUGCAGAUCUUGGACAGUAUCCUGUCCAGGAGUGAGCUAGAUGUGACCAGGGACUAA
Aspergillus viridinutans is the source of this 1782-nucleotide messenger RNA. RefSeq lists its product as uncharacterized. The transcript is spliced from 4 exons. Lineage: Eukaryota; Fungi; Ascomycota; Eurotiomycetes; Eurotiales; Aspergillaceae. The record is from RefSeq and is a predicted model, not a curated record. Gene Ontology annotation, molecular function: FAD binding. Bases 1 to 1782 code for a protein of 593 amino acids.